AUGGCGCCUACCACUACUACAACCGCCAAACCAGCCGCAGCAAAAGACGCAGGUGUCAGGAAAGCCGGCCGACCAAAGGGCGUCAAGAGCAACAAGGCCCGCACUGCUAUGAUCAAAAUGCAAGCUUUCUUCAAGGCGCACCGCGAUGAGUACAAGGAACUGGACUUCAAGGAGCAGCAGAAGGAGCUAGGAAAGCAGUGGAAGACGUCGGAUGAGAACCCCAAGAACAACGUCUGA
Molecule: messenger RNA, 237 nt
Organism: Dothidotthia symphoricarpi CBS 119687
Lineage: Eukaryota; Fungi; Ascomycota; Dothideomycetes; Pleosporales; Dothidotthiaceae
Exons: 3
Coding region: 1-237 (78 amino acids)
Source: RefSeq, a predicted model, not a curated record